UUCCGGCGGGACGGCCCGGUAAUGGCGGCGGGCCGCGGGUGGAGGCGGCGGGCGCUGCGCCUGCUCACGGCGGGCGGCGGCGUCCUGCUCACCCGCUUCCCCUUCUGGCACUGCUUCAGCGGGCUCCUGCUCUGCGCGGAGCGCGCCGACCUGCGCCGGAAGCCCGACAUCCCGGUGCCCUACCUGUACGUGGACAUGGGCGUGGCCGUGCUCUGCGCCAGCUUCAUGUCCUUCGGCGUCAAGCGGCGCUGGUUCGCGCUGGGGGCCGCGCUGCAGCUGGCCGUGGCCACCUACGCCGCCCACGUCGGCGGCCACGUCCACUACGGCGACUGGCUCAAGGUGAGGAUGUACUCGCGCACCAUCGCCAUCAUCGGCGGCUUCCUGAUCCUGGCCAGCGGCGCCGGGGAGCUGUACCGGCAGAAACCGCGCAGCCGCUCCCUGCAGUCCACGGGACAGGUGUUCCUGGGCAUCUACCUCAUCUGCCAGGCCUACUCGCUGCAGCACAGCGCCGAGGACCGCCUGGCCUACCUGGACCACCUGUUAGGGGGCGAGCUGGCCCUGCAGCUGCUCUUCCUGCUCUACGGGCUGCUGGCCCUGGCCUUCCUCUCGGGCUACUACGUGCGCACGGCGGCGCAGGUGCUGGCCGUGCUGCUGCCGCUGGCCAUCCUGCUCAUCGACGGCAACCUGGGCUACUGGCACGCCCUGCGCCGCGUCGAGUUCUGGAACCAGAUGAAGCUCAUCGGCCAGAACGUGGGAAUCUUCGGCGCCGUGGUCAUCCUGGCCACGGACGGCUGAGCGGGGAGGGCGCGGGGUGGAAAGGGUGGGAGGGUUUGU
Molecule: messenger RNA, 834 nt
Organism: Hirundo rustica (Barn swallow)
Lineage: Eukaryota; Metazoa; Chordata; Aves; Passeriformes; Hirundinidae
Gene: TMEM101
Product: transmembrane protein 101
Exons: 4
Coding region: 22-795 (257 amino acids)
Biological process (GO): positive regulation of canonical NF-kappaB signal transduction
Source: RefSeq, a predicted model, not a curated record